AUGCUCGGCUUUCAGAGGAUAUCGCGACCAGCUCACGCUUCGGGCUCGGGGAGCCUGUUCCCUCCCCCACCCUCCCGUGGCGGCGGCGGCGGCGGAGCGGUAGCUGCGGCGGGCGGAGCGGUAGCUGCGGCGGCCGGAGCGGGGGACGGACGAGGGGCGGAGCCGGGGAGGAGCCGCGGCGGUGGCGGCCCAGGCGGCGGCAGGUGUGGACCGGACGGAGGUGCGGGUCAUCUACUCUCGUCCGCGCUAGGCGGAGGCCGUGGCUCUGGGGCCGGGACGGCCUCCCUGGAGGUGCUUCGCGUGCAGCUUCGACCUGCGCACAACUUGGGGCGCGGCCCGGGACGCGCAGAUUCCACGUACGGCGCCCCGAGGAGAAAGACGCGCGGCCCCUGGCGCGGACCUGAGAGGAGAGGCGGCGGCCUGAGGGCGGCGGGGGCUGAGGGGCAGGCGGGACGGCCGCCCCUGCUUGGGCUCUCCCCUCGCCCCUCCCGUCCGGGAGGCCGCGCGGCGCCUCAGCGCUCCAGCCUGACUCGCAGGUGGAAGGGAAGAUUCUGGAAAAGUAAAACAUCGAAGAGGCAUGGUGCUGCCCCUGUAACUUGGAACUGGAGAGGAGGCAAGAUGCUGGCAUAGCUGUUGAACUGAGAGCCUGCUAUGCCAGCAUACUGCCACCUCUCUUGUCUGACAGCAGCCAUCGCCACCUGCGUGCCGCUCCUCCACGCAUUGCUCCGGAUGUGUACCCUUUCUUGGAUGUGGGUUUCCAUUACAUGGCACCUCUCACCUCCCUGACCUCUCCUGCCAUACUCUGAGUCACUUCAUUUUAGCCGCACUGCCUUUCUGGCUGAUCCUUGAACACAUCCAGGAUGUUCCUGCCUCUUUCUCUUCAUUUGGGUCUUAGCAAGGACAUCUCCUCCUCAGGGAAGCCUUCCUUGACCACUCUUUAAAACAGCUGUCACAUACCAUAGUCACCCUUCAUGCCUGUACCCUGCCAUAUGUUUUCAAAACAUUGGUCACCAUCUGAAACACAUGUGUUGGCUUGUUGAGUAUCUUGAUCUCCCUCGUUAGAAUGUAAGCCCCUUGGAAGUUAGGGACCUUGUGUCUUGACCAACCACAGUAUCCCCAGAGCCUGACACAUAGUAGUCCCUUCAUGCAUAUUUUUGAGACUCCACCCUGAUUUUAUUAUGCUGGAGAGAUGUCAGUCUCUUCCCAUUUUGAAUGGUUUUGGUAAAACCGUUCUGGGCCUGCAAACCUAACUCUUUAAAACAGUCCCAAAAUACAGUCAGUCCUCUGUAUUCAGACUGAAAUUUGAUCCAAAGUUUGUUGAGCAUGCAGAUGCAGAGAGCCAGCUAUACUACACCAUUUUAUAUAAGGGACUUGAGCAUCCAUGGAUUUUGGUAUCCAUGGGGACUUUUGGAAUCAAUCCCCCACAUAUACCAAGGGAUGACUAUAUAGAUCAUUGGGUCCACAGACUCAUGGAGCUCAGCAAAUCAUGGUGAGAAAAGCAUGGGUUUCAGAAUAAAACUUAUGUUCGAAUCUCACCACCGGUAUUACCUAUGGUGUGUUCUCGGACAGUCAUUUAACCUUUGAGCUACAGUUUUUCUCAAGUGCAAAAUGAGGAUACUACUACUAAACCCUCAGGAUUCUUGAGACUAAGAAAUGAGAUAUUUUAGCCAGAUAAUUCUUACUUUGUGUCUAAGUUAGUGUCUUAAAUUUCUGAGGUAUGUGUAGUAGUAGUAGACACCCAACAAAUUUUAUUUUACUACCAAGGAAAAAAAGUUAACUUUUCUUUAGCUAGAAACAGGUAAUCAGCCAUGGAAUGUGUGGAACUGCGUUGCCAGAACUAUAGCACAUGUGGAAUUCUUUGUUAAGACACAGAGAUCUCAAAAGGCCAAGGAAUUAAUUGUCCAAUAUCUCAAAUUCUUCUCUCUGGGUUGGUUCUUACUCCUCUGUCUUCUUUUAUUUCUAGAGUUGCUCGUUGUCUGUAGAUCUCUUUUAAAAGCAACUUUUACAGAUUCACUUUACAGAAUCAAAAUAUUUAACAAAUACUGUUUGCUGAUCAUGUUUUUUAAGCAUUGAAGUUUUAGUGAAACGUUUUGCUUUUAAUAAACUAAAUUUUAUUUUAAUUUUGAUGCUUUUCCAAGAAAUAACAGUCACUACUCAUGACUUAUUUAUUUUUUUAUAAAUUUAUUUAUUUUUGGCUGCGUUGGGUCUUCAUUGCUGUGCGUGGGCUUUCUCUAGUUGU
Aethalodelphis obliquidens (Pacific white-sided dolphin) is the source of this 2239-nucleotide messenger RNA. RefSeq names its product translation initiation factor IF-2-like. The coding region runs from base 1 to 630 and encodes 209 amino acids. The transcript has 3 exons. NCBI's taxonomy places the organism in Eukaryota, Metazoa, Chordata, Mammalia, Artiodactyla, Delphinidae. The record is from RefSeq and is a predicted model, not a curated record.